Molecule: messenger RNA, 1801 nt
Organism: Phalaenopsis equestris
Lineage: Eukaryota; Viridiplantae; Streptophyta; Magnoliopsida; Asparagales; Orchidaceae
Exons: 6
Coding region: 31-1695 (554 amino acids)
Cellular component (GO): cytoplasm
Source: RefSeq, a predicted model, not a curated record
UCGCUUCUUCCCUGCAAGCGAGGAGAGCGAAUGAGCUCGCGUUUUCUUCUAAUGGCGAGAUCAAAGACGAAGCAGAUCUCGUACAUUGCGGUACCUUCGCAUUUCAUCGACCCACUUUCGUCUUCUUCUUUCCAAGGGAUCUUAUCGCCGAAGAAGGUCUCUCGGCCACCGCCGGCGUGCUGCCUAUUCUCCUACGCAAGAAAUUCUAGAACACUAAUCCUUUUUCUACUCUUCAUCAUCUCUCUUCUUGGGUUUCUCCGUACAGACUUCCGCGACAAUCCCUUGCUCUCUUAUUCUACUCUCCCCUGCGUCACUUAUGGCUACCGUGGGUGGUUGAAACCGUCCGAUCAGGCAGAAGCGUCGUCGCUGGCGGCGGCGACGGUUGAGCAGUGGAAGGAGGAGGUACAUGAGGCGGAAUUUUGGAGGCAGCCGGAGGGUUUGGGAUAUCGACCUUGCCUGGAGUUCAGCAGAGAUUACAGGCGGGAGAGUGAGGCUUUUCACCAGGAUCGCCGCCGGAAGUACCUGAUGGUAGUGGUCUCCGGCGGGCUAAACCAACAACGAAACCAGAUCGUUGACGCCGUCGUCAUCGCUCGCAUUCUCGGGGCCGCCCUAGUAGUACCGAUUCUUCAAGUUAACGCAAUCUGGGGCGACGAAAGUGAGUUCUCUGACAUCUUUGACCUGGAUCAUUUCAAGAAAGUGCUCGCCAAUGAUGUCAGGAUUGUCUUCUCUUUGCCUUCGACCCAUUUGAUGACGAGGCCAGCGGAGGAGAAGAUAACUCCCUUCCGUGUCUCUCCUCAAUGGAUUCGAUCAAGGUAUCUUCGGCGGUUCAACAGAGACGGCGUUUUGCUCUUAAGGGGAUUGGAUUCCAGGCUUUCAAAGGAUCUCCCUUCUGAUUUGCAGAAGCUACGCUGCAAGGUCGCUUUUCAAGCUUUGAGAUUUGCUGCACCGAUUCUUGAUCUUGGAAACAAGCUAGCAGAGAGGAUGAGAAGCAAGGGUCCUUAUCUUGCUCUCCAUCUUCGAAUGGAGAUGGAUGUUUGGGUGCGUACUGGCUGCCUUCCUGGAAUGAGUGAUGAGUUCAACGAGAUUAUUCAUGAGGAGAGAAAGCGUAGGCCUGAGCUUCUCACCGCGAGAUCAAACAUGUCCUAUGAGGAAAGAAAGUUGGCCGGUCUGUGCCCCCUAAAUGCUUUUGAAGUCACAAGGCUUCUCAAAGCACUUGAUGCUCCGAGAAAUGCUAGGAUAUACUGGGCUGGGGGAGAGCCGCUUGGUGGGAUGGCUGCUUUGGAGCCUCUCAGGAAAGAAUUCCCAGACUUGUACAACAAGAAGAAACUAUCCCUUCCUGGUGAAUUGGAGCCAUUCGCCAAUAAGGCCUCUCUUCUUGCUGCGAUUGAUUACAUUGUCUGUGAGAAGAGCGACGUCUUCAUGCCUUCCCAUGGAGGAAAUAUGGCUCAUAUGAUUCGGGGGCACAGGGCUUUUGCCGGGCACAAGAAGUUCAUAACCCCAAACAAGCGGCAGAUGCUGCCUUACUUGCUGAAUAACUCACUCUCAGAAACUGAGUUCAAUCGGAUUGUGAAGGAAUUGCACCGUGGAUCCCUCGGGCAGCCUGAAUUCCGGAGUGAUAAGGUUGGGAAGGAUGUGACAGCCUUCCCAAUUCCCGACUGUAUGUGCAAUUCUACUUCAACAAGCCUUACGCUGUAGCAGUGGCGUUCAAAGCUAGAGUUUUGAAUAUCGUAACUGCAAAAUUUUUGUGGCAUCUUUUUCCCCUGGAAUUCAGAUUUUGUCCUUUGUCGUCGGACAUGAAUGG